This is a messenger RNA of Mytilus trossulus (common blue mussel), 2157 nucleotides long. RefSeq lists its product as uncharacterized. Gene Ontology annotation, biological process: mitochondrial protein catabolic process; mitophagy by internal vacuole formation. The record is from RefSeq and is a predicted model, not a curated record. Lineage: Eukaryota; Metazoa; Mollusca; Bivalvia; Mytilida; Mytilidae. The transcript has 6 exons. Bases 96 to 2102 code for a protein of 668 amino acids. Gene Ontology annotation, cellular component: mitochondrial outer membrane.
GUUUUACUUCCUUGUCAGUUUGUUGUAUAUUAGAAUUACAACCUGAUUGUUUAUUUGCGUUUAUUUCAAAUAUGUAAUGAAACCAGAUCCCCAUAAUGGAUAAUGAGGAUCGUGUGGUAGAAAUUUAUGACAAAGCUACUAAAAAAGGUUCUAAAUCUGAUGCAUUAGAGGAUAUUGAUGACUUAAAAGAGAAAUUAGAAAAGAACGAUCAUUUUUUAACUGAAGUCAGUAAUAAAAAUGAUAUUCUUACCAAAGAGAACAAAAAGUUGAAGGAAGAAAAGGCAGUUUUAGUAAAGGAAAAAGAUGAGGCUUUGUCGAGGCUAAGUAAAAUGGCCGGUCAAAAGCUUACAGAAGGAAAUCCAGCCAUCACUGAUCUUGGUAAUCCUAACAGACCUGCAAAAAUAGGAGAACGUUGGGCUUCUUUGUAUUCAGAUGAAUGGACAGAUGUCUUUGAAGAAAUUAUUCAAAAGAACGAAAAACAGGAUAACAAAGACGAAACACCAGAGAAACAUAUUUUAAAAAUUGUAGAUUGGUGUUAUAAGAAGUGCACUGAAAUAUUCAAUUCACAGAACACGUUAAUGCAUGAAAAAGUAUGGGAACUUGUUAGCAUACUCCAUCUUCCUGGGGUGAAAGAAUUAACACUCAAAAAGAAUCAACGAAUCAAUGCAUAUGACCAGAAAGGGAAAGAAAAUGCAGUUUUGAUAAAGGCAAGGGAGUUAUUUCUUCAGAAUGCAAAAGAACAACGACAAUGUAGUUCAACAUUAAUUGAUUCAGUUAAGAAGAAUUGUUAUGAUGACUAUGGCUCAUUAAACAAAACAACAUCGGGGACAAAAAAAGAGUUCGUACGAAAAUGUUCAGAAUUGUGCUGGUAUAUGGUUUGUUCAGAUCCACCUAUGGCUAUUGAGUACGAAAAUAUCGAAAACAAGACCAUGGAUUCCAACAAAUUCAACAAAUAUAACAGAACGGGAACUAUUGUUGAAUAUGUUGUCUGGCCUGUUCUUCUUUUACAUAUUGAUGGCCCAGUUUUAGCAAAAGGAUCGGUUCAGACGAAUAUCCAACCCAAAAAUGAUAGAAUAGUUGCUAGAAAGAAGUCUGUUGAAAAUGUCAUUGCACCACCAUUAGCAUGCAGAUCAAUAUCUAGCGAUGACCAUGUGACUUUUCCAAGCCAAACCACCAACAAUAAUACAAAAAGUGAAAGUAUUCAAGUUCAAAAUAUUCAAAAUGAAAAGACUGUCACUGACCAGUUAGAAAUAUCCGAUAUUAUUGUUGACUUAAAAGAUAGUUCAAAAAAGGACCAAUCUAUUAGGCAAAACAAAGGAAAACCAGAUGAUGACUAUAAUAUGUGUGAGGCUGAGACAUUACAACAGCAAGAUAGUACAGACGAUGCGGGAGUGGUCAGCAAGCACUCUAAAGAGAAAUUUUCAAACCUCAAAUCAACCGGGGUCAAGCUAACAAAACAAAACAUUGCAGGUCCUAAUGUUGUUAAUGGAGGAGUUUUAAAAACUGCGAAGUUAGACCAAAGUUAUUCUGGAGAUUUAAAUACCCAGUACGAUUCUGACAAAACAUGUAAAACUGGCGCAAAUCAAAGUCCAAAUGUUUUAUCAGAUACAUCAAGAAAUAAGAAUUUCAGUGCAUCGACAGAAAAAAUACCAACGGACAAUUCGAAAUCGGACAUUGGAGAAAGAACCAAAUCAAAAUGUGCAGAGUUCAUGAGGUCAGAGGAGAAUGUGGUUAAAAUGAUUGACGAUGAUAAAUACAACGCAAACUUCUUACUUCAAAGUCGACGGAGACACUUACUGAAAUCACAAAGCAUGAUUGAAGAGAACGAUAGAGAACCCAAUGAAAGAGAUGUUCCAAAUUGUGACAAUAAAACGAAAAGAUUCAAUGGCAUAAACCGUACGGUGUCGACAUCUUUUUUGGGCGAGUCUAUCUCAAGAAACAACACGAAAAUGUUCAACACAAAAUACUACGGCAAACCGGAGAAUCUAGUUGAAGGCAUGCCAAGCCAUACAGACACACUUAAAAGAACAUUCGAUAAAGCGACUGAAAGAAGCAAAAUACCGCAACAAUUAACUAAGGGAAAAGAGCAAACAGAAGCGUAAAAUGUAGUAUUUGAUGUAUGCGUGCUACUAAUCAAGAUAUGGUAUAUCUUUUUUU